AAGAAGAAGCUUCUGACGUCAAAUAUGUGCGACCCAACGUGUUAGCUGAAGGACAAGCAGAAUCGAGUGGAGUGGUCGCACGAAAUAACUUCAGGGUUUCUUCUGGACAUUGUCGUCAUGGCGGUAUCAUCACUAUCGCGGGCUCUGCGCUCGCUGUCCUUCUCCCGGCCGGCUCUAUUACCUACCCAGACAGUAGGACAGACUGUGCUCCGGGCCCAGACCAGCUCCAUGUUGUCUCCCCCUCUAACCUGCUCUGGGUGGAGAGGCACUGUGCUCCGGGCCCAGACCAGCUCCAUGUUGUCUCCCCCUCUAACCUGCUCUGGGUGGAGAGGCACUGUGCUCCGGGCCCAGACCAGCUCCAUGUUGUCUCCCGCUCCUCUAACCUGCUCUGGGUGGAGAGGCUUCCUGACUACAACCUGUCUGGAGCAGAACAGAAACACAUGGAAACAGAGGGAGAAAUACUCCAUUAGGCCUAUAGGCAUGAAGAAGACUGGAGGCAGAGAUCACUCAGGGAGGGUUCGUACGCAUGGCAUUGGAGGAGGCCAUAAACAGAGAUACCGUUGGAUUGACUUCCAACGUCUCCGCUAUGAACCAGGCAGAGAGGAGCAGACCUUCGAGGAGAGGGUGGUGGAGGUCCGGUAUGACCCCUGCAGAUCUGCAGAAAUAGCUCUGGUGGCAGGAGGGAAGAGGAAGCGUUGGAUCAUUGCUACAGAGAACAUGCAAGUAGGAGACCUCAUUAAAACCUCUGGGAUUAUCGGCCGCAUGGCAGUUUCAGCUAAAGAAGGAGACUCGUUCCCCCUGGGAGCUCUUCCUGUUGGAACUCUGGUCAACAACCUGGAACUGUAUCCUGGGAAAGGAGCCACCUACAUCCGUGCUGCAGGUACGAGUGGAGUGUUACUUCGUAAAGUCAACGGAACAGCGAUUGUACAGCUGCCAUCUAAACAGCAAAUUCAGGUGAUUGAGACAUGCAUGGCAACAGUGGGACGGGUGUCCAACAUCGAUCACAACAAACGGAUCAUUGGUAAAGCUGGCAGGAACCGUUGGCUCGGCAUCCGGCCCUCCAGCGGCUUGUGGAAGAGGAAAGGCGGCUGGGCCGGACGCAAGAUCAAACCACUACCCCCCAUGAAGAGUUAUAUUAACCUGCCUUCAGUGUCUGCCAACUGACCAUGACACUUCUAUCUGCUCUGUAUCUGUCAACUAACAAUGACACUUCCAUCUGCUCUGUAUCUGUCAACUAACAAUGACACUUCCAUCUGCUCUGUAUCUGCCAACUAACAAUGACACUUCCAUCUGCUCUGUAUCUGUCAACUAACAAUGACACUUCCAUCUGCUCUGUAUCUGUCAACUAACAAUGACACUUCCAUCUGCUCUGUAUCUGUCAACUAACAAUGACACUUCCAUCUGCUCUGUAUCUGUCAACUAACAAUGACACUUCCAUCUGCUCUGUAUCUGUCAACUAACAAUGACACUUCCAUCUGCUCUGUAUCUGUCAACUAACAAUGACACUUCCAUCUCCUCUGUAUCUGUCAACUAACAAUGACACUUCCAUCUGCUCUGUAUCUGCCAACUAACAAUGACACUUCCAUCUGCUCUGUAU
This is a messenger RNA of Coregonus clupeaformis (lake whitefish), 1597 nucleotides long. RefSeq names its product mitochondrial ribosomal protein L2 (gene mrpl2). Gene Ontology annotation, molecular function: structural constituent of ribosome; RNA binding. The record is from RefSeq and is a predicted model, not a curated record. The coding region runs from base 118 to 1164 and encodes 348 amino acids. Gene Ontology annotation, cellular component: ribosome. Lineage: Eukaryota; Metazoa; Chordata; Actinopteri; Salmoniformes; Salmonidae. The transcript has 8 exons. Gene Ontology annotation, biological process: cytoplasmic translation.